UCCGGGGGCGGUUGCCGAGUGAUGGUGGGGCCUUGACGCGGAGCGGAGAGAAGGGCCUGGGCCGGGCCCUGGGAGCUGCUCCGGGGGAGUGAAAUUCUUUGACGCUGUGCCUGUAAGUUAGCCACAUUAGAUCAAUAUGACAUUCAAGCUGGUGUUGCUAAGACAUGGUGAAGGUGCAUGGAACAAAGAAAAUCGAUUUUGCAGUUGGGUUGACCAAAGGUUGACUCCCAAUGGUAUAAAAGAAGCCCAAACAUGUGGAAAGGUACUAAAAGAAGCCGGACUUGAAUUUGAUCUUGUGUUUACCUCUAUUUUGAGCCGAUCCAUUGAAACUUCAUGGCUAGUUCUGCAGGAGAUGGGGCAAGAAUGGGUGCAAACUGAGAGCUCUUGGCGACUUAAUGAGCGCCACUAUGGAGCAUUAAUUGGUCUUAACCGAGCAGAGUUGGCUUCAAUUCAUGGAGAAGAGAAAGUUAAGCUUUGGAGAAGAAGUUAUGAUAUCACUCCACCUCCUAUUGAUGAAUCACAUUCAUACUUCUAUGAAAUUUACAAUGAUCGAAGAUACAAUUAUUGUGAUGUUGCAAAAGACAAGCUACCCAAAGCUGAGAGUUUGAAGGAGGUUCUUGAUAGACUACUGCCAUAUUGGUAUGAUGUAAUUGUGCCGGAAAUAAAGAAAGGGAAAUGCAUUCUAAUAUCAGCACAUGGAAACAGUGCCAGGGCUCUUCUUAAACAUCUGGAAGCAACGCGGAGCAUGUGGAAUCAGGGAUCGUGUUGCAUAUUGGAUGGCAAGUGGCCACAAGUUAUCUUCAAUCCAUGUCCCCUGAUUACUGUGACCCUCUUCAAGCCAAAUCGUUUUUAA
Rhincodon typus (whale shark) is the source of this 853-nucleotide messenger RNA. Its product is annotated as 2,3-bisphosphoglycerate mutase. Lineage: Eukaryota; Metazoa; Chordata; Chondrichthyes; Orectolobiformes; Rhincodontidae. Gene Ontology annotation, molecular function: intramolecular phosphotransferase activity. The coding region runs from base 137 to 853 and encodes 238 amino acids. Gene Ontology annotation, biological process: glycolytic process. The transcript is spliced from 4 exons. The record is from RefSeq and is a predicted model, not a curated record.